AUGAAAGGAAUUCAAGUCAAGGAAUAUGUUCAGGGUCCUCAAGACCUCAAGGUCACAGACCUACCCAACCCGACUCCUAAACCGAACCAAUAUCUGAUCGCUGUCCAUGCUGCUGCCACCAACUUCUUCGACUUGCUUCAGAUCCGAGGCAAGUAUCAACACCAACCUCCUCUACCAUGGGUGUCCGGUGCCGAGUUCUCUGGCAUUGUUCUCAAAGUCCCACAAUCAUUGCCAGGAGGAAAGAAGCCUACAUUCAAAGAGGGAGAUAAAGUCUUUGGUGCAUCUCAAGGUGCUUAUGCCACCAAGGUCUGUGCCACCGAGGCGCAAUUGAGGCCAAUGCCCAAGGGCUGGAGCUAUUUUGAGAGUGCUGGUCUGAUGGUUACUGCUCCUACCAGUUAUGCAGGACUGGUGACAAGAGCUGGCAUCAAGAAGGGUGACUGGGUCUUGGUUCAUGCUGCUGCUGGAGGAGUCGGUCUUGCCGCAGUUCAGAUUGCGAAAGCCUUUGGAGCAACAGUAGUUGCUACAGCUGGUACAAAGCACAAACUUGAUGUUGCCAAGUCGUUCGGUGCAGACCAUCUGGUCGACUACAGAGUAAAGGAUUGGCCCGAUAAGGUCAAGAAACUGACCCCUAAGGGUCGUGGUGUCGACAUUGUCUAUGAUCCUGUUGGACUGAUUGCCCAAAGCAUGAAGUGCACAGCUUGGAACGGACGACUGUUGGUCAUUGGCUUUGCAGCAGGCGACAUAGAGAAAAUGGCCACCAACAGAAUCCUGUUGAAGAACGUCAGUGUCAUGGGUCUGCACUGGGGCGCUUAUGCUACCAACGAGCCAGAGAUGAUCGAGGUAGUUUGGAAGAGUUUGUUCGACUUGAUGGAGAGUGGCAAGUUCCGUGGAACUUGCUAUACAGACAAGGAGUUUGUUGGACUCGAGACGAUCCCCGAGGCGCUGAAAGCACUUGGAGCGCGCGACACUUGGGGGAAGGUGGUUGUCAAGUCAAACGCAAACUUCCAUCCCAAGUCGCUCCUUCCGCUUGAAGUUGAGGAAGCACCCCACCUCAAAACUCUGCGCGUCUCCCGUCUUCCUCUCAUGUCUCAUGUCGACUCCUCACUACCUCUGAAAUAUUUGAUUCGUUUCUUUGAGAAAAACAUGGCGUCCCAAGGAAAUCACGAACGCAUUCUGGCUGAUGACCAGCGCCGUAGCUUUGGCUAUCGCUUGCUCCUCGAAGAGCAGCAGCGCCGUCUCGAAACUCGCAAGAGGCUCAUGGCGUCGUACCGUACUCCAAUCUGUCCCUACUCUACUGUCUCUGGUCACUCGGACUGCUGGUUUUGUCUCGAGAACGGCCUUGUCCAGCCAUCCAACGCAACCGACACUCUCUUGAGAAGCUUGACUCGCCCUCAAUUCCAGGCAGAAACCCCUUAUCUUCCAUCUUCGGCCUCGACGGAUGACACCAUCAACCACCUCACCCAGCUCAUCACGCCUAGAUCGACCGCUUCGACCAUCCCUCUUAUCGACGAUGGUCCGUACAACCAGGACCCAUACCGCAAGCUUAUCUCCAGCAAGCCUCGCAUGCCUACUCUUACCCCGACCAAAGCUGCUGUUACUGCUACUGCACUCUCGGUGCUCACUCAGCCGAAGUCUGCUCCCAAGCGUCCCUGGGGAGACCUUCCUGUCGAAAAAGGCUUCGUCCCUGUCCGUAUCCCACCAACUUUCUUACGUUUCUUGUCUCUUCCUACCGAGAUUCGCCAGCAGAUCUACGUCUACCUUGUCCACAAUGGAGCUCACGGUCUUCUCAUCCCAAAAGACUUGAAGGCUUACCACCAAGCCCCUAUCACUCGCGUCAAUCGUCAAAUUCGCAGCGAGUCUAUCGAUCUGGUCUACACAGAGAAUGCGUACAACGCUAAGACUCGUGAACUCAUCAAAUUUGGUCCCUCCUUCACACUUCUUGUUGGAGGUGCCCGUUUGAAGCUCAUUCGCAAUUUUGCGUGGUUCACAGCAAAACGCCGCCUGUACAUCAACUUCACUCCUUGUGGCAACGGUUACCAGUACCAGAUUACUUACGAUGGUCCUAAGGGCAACGAUGAGGUAGGCGCAGUUGCUCAAGAGAGAGCCUACGAAGUCUGGGAAUACCUAAAGAAGCAGGAAGGCCGUGUUGAUGGCUUAACAGCUGAGCAUCUGCGCAAGAUCGACGAAAUCGUCCUGCGUAUCACUCCCAGAGCAAAGACGAAGGUGGACGGAGAGUCUACCCAGUAA
This is a messenger RNA of Aureobasidium musti, 2247 nucleotides long. Lineage: Eukaryota; Fungi; Ascomycota; Dothideomycetes; Dothideales; Saccotheciaceae. The record is from the annotation of a GenBank genome assembly.